Messenger RNA from Camarhynchus parvulus, 8983 nucleotides. RefSeq names its product cytoplasmic linker associated protein 1 (gene CLASP1). Gene Ontology annotation, molecular function: microtubule binding; kinetochore binding. NCBI's taxonomy places the organism in Eukaryota, Metazoa, Chordata, Aves, Passeriformes, Thraupidae. The record is from RefSeq and is a predicted model, not a curated record. Gene Ontology annotation, cellular component: microtubule organizing center; cytoplasmic microtubule; spindle microtubule. The transcript has 41 exons. The coding region runs from base 430 to 5025 and encodes 1531 amino acids. Gene Ontology annotation, biological process: mitotic spindle assembly.
CGCUGGGUCCCCUAUUCUUCCCGUGGUCAGCGGGGGCGCGCGCGCGGCCAUGGAGCGGGCAGGCGCCGCCGCCGCCGCCGGCACUGAGGGAGGGAGACGCGAGAGGGAGAAGGGAGCGCGUCCGCCCGGCCCCCGCCCCCGCCCCGCAGAAUGGACUGCUGAAUUGGGAUUUAUUGCAGACUCAACUGUACAGCGCUGCUCAUAGCUUCAUCUAUUACCAGUUAUUUAAAUUGGACUUUUAAUAUCCUGCCAGCUGCUGUCCACACACACAUGGUGCAUUGUUGCCAUUCUCAGAAUUGCAUCUUUGAAACCCAGGCCCUCAGUAACCUUCACAGAAGAAAGAGGCGACCUCCUGCGUACAUUUGUAGAGGGAGUUUUUGGCCCUGCUGCCCUCUGGCUUUCUGGCUGCUGCUGUAUUUCUGAGACACUAUGGAGCCCAGUAUGGAGUACUGCUUAGCGCAGGUGCUGCAGAAGGAUGUUGGAAAAAGACUUCAGGUUGGCCAGGAAUUGAUAGAUUAUUUCUCAGAUAAACAGAAGUCAGCUGAUCUUGAACAUGAUCAGACUAUGCUGGAUAAAAUGGUUGAUGGACUGGCCACUUCUUGGGUAAAUUCCAGCAAUUAUAAGGUGGUUCUCCUGGGGAUUGACAUCAUCUCUGCACUGGUGUCCCGCUUGCAAGAUCGCUUCAAGGCCCAGAUUGGCACAGUGCUGCCAAGUUUACUUGAUAGGCUGGGAGAUUCUAAGGACUCAGUGAGGGAGCAGGAUCAGACCUUGCUGCUGAAAAUCAUGGAACAAGCUGCUAAUCCUCAGUACGUGUGGGACAGGAUGCUGGGAGGAUUCAAACACAAGAAUUUUCGGACAAGAGAAGGGAUUUGCCUCUGCCUUAUUGCAACACUCAAUGCAUCUGGAGCUCAGAGUUUAACACUGAGUAAGAUAGUGCCACAUAUAUGUAACUUACUUGGAGAUCCAAACAGCCAGGUUCGAGAUGCAGCAAUAAACAGCCUUGUGGAAAUUUACAGACAUGUUGGUGAACGUGUAAGGGCUGAUCUCAGUAAAAAAGGAUUACCCCAGUCUCGGUUGAAUGUAAUUUUUACAAAAUUUGAUGAGGUCCAAAAAUCUGGAAACAUGGUCCAGACUUCAGUUGAUAAAAUUUUUGAUGAUGAAGACUCCGUGGAUGGGAACAGACCUUCCUCAGCCAGCUCCUCUACAUCUUCAAAGGCCCCUGCAAACUCACGCAGAGUUGGGAUGGGCACUACCCGCAGACUUGGCUCUGCACCUCUGGGCUCCAAGUCUUCAACAGCCAAAGAGGGAGCAGGUGCUGUGGAUGAGGAAGACUUCAUUAAGGCAUUUGAAGAUGUCCCAACAGUUCAGAUUUAUUCCAGCCGGGAUCUUGAGGAAUCCAUAAACAAGAUCAGAGAGAUCCUAUCAGAUGAUAAACAUGACUGGGAACAGAGAGUUUCUGCGUUGAAAAAGAUCCGCUCCUUACUUUUGGCUGGAGCUGCAGAAUAUGAUAACUUCUUCCAGCACUUAAGACUUUUGGAUGGAGCAUUUAAAUUAUCUGCUAAAGACCUGCGCUCUCAAGUUGUCCGAGAGGCUUGUAUCACCUUGGGACAUUUGUCAUCAGUUCUGGGAAACAAGUUUGACCAUGGGGCAGAAGCCAUCAUGCCAACAAUUUUUAAUCUAAUUCCAAAUAGUGCCAAAGUCAUGGCCACUUCUGGUGUUGUAGCAGUUAGAUUAAUCAUUCGACACACGCACAUCCCUCGGUUAAUACCCAUCAUAACCAGUAAUUGUACCUCCAAGUCUGUUGCAGUUAGAAGGCGCUGCUUUGAAUUUUUAGACUUGCUGUUGCAGGAGUGGCAAACACACUCCUUAGAAAGACACAUAUCAGUGUUGGCUGAAACAAUAAAGAAGGGAAUUCAUGAUGCAGACUCUGAAGCCAGGAUAGAGGCAAGAAAGUGCUACUGGGGUUUCCACAGUCACUUCAGCAGAGAGGCUGAGCAUUUGUACCACACCUUGGAGUCUUCCUACCAGAAGGCCCUGCAGUCCCACCUGAAGAACUCUGACAGCAUUGUGUCCCUGCCACAGUCGGAUCGCUCCUCCUCCAGCUCCCAGGAGAGUCUCAACCGUCCACUGUCUGCCAAAAGAAGUCCUACUGGAAGUACAACAUCAAGAGCAUCUACAGUAAGUACAAAAUCUGUGUCAACACCAGGAUCUCUGCAGCGAUCCCGCAGUGACGUCGAUGUGAAUGCAGCAGCUAGUGCCAAGUCAAAAGUGACGUCUGCUGGAGCAUCCACCCCCUUCAGUUCUGCUGCAGCCUUGCCCCCAGGGUCAUACGCAUCACUAGGCCGGAUCCGCACCAGGAGGCAGAGCUCUGGCAGUGCCACCAGUGUCACCUCCACGCCUGCCGACACCCGAGGCCGCAGCCGCGCUAAAGUGGUGUCCCAGUCCCAGCGAUCCAGAUCAGCUAAUCCUGCUGGUGCUGGUAGCCGGUCUAGUUCUCCGGGUAAGCUCUUAGGAAGCUCCUAUGGUGGCCUGAGCAGUGGAACAUCCCGAGUCCAAGCAGUGCCAUCAUCCUCAGAGAAGCGCAGCAAGAUUCCUCGGAGCCAGGGCUGCAGUCGGGAGACGAGUCCCAACAGAAUAGGCCUAGCACGGAGCAGUCGUAUCCCCCGACCCAGCAUGAGUCAGGGGUGCAGUCGUGAUACCAGCCGUGAGAGCAGUCGAGAUACAAGCCCUGCUCGGGGCUUCCCUCCGCUUGCUUCUCGACGUCAUUCCAGGUCCACUAGUGCUCUCUCCACUGCUGAUUCUGUUGGGCAGUCAGACCGGUUUGGGCUCGGACAGCCAGGCAGGAUGCCUGCUUCUGUGAAUGCCAUGCGAGUCCUGAGCACCAGCACAGAUCUGGAGGCUGCUGUGGCCGAUGCACUGCUGUUAGGAGACUCCAGGAGCAAGAAGAAGCCAGUGAGGAGGAGGUAUGAGCCCUAUGGGAUGUACUCGGAUGACGAUGCCAACAGCGACGCUUCCAGCGCCUGCUCGGAGCGCUCCUACGGCUCCAGGAACGGGGGCAUUCCGCACUACCUGCGCCAGACUGAGGACGUGGCUGAGGUCCUCAACCACUGCGCCAGCUCCAACUGGUCUGAAAGGAAAGAGGGGCUCAUAGGCCUUCAGAAUCUACUGAAAAGCCAACGGACACUGAGCCGAGUGGAGUUAAAAAGGCUGUGUGAAAUAUUUACUCGCAUGUUUGCUGACCCUCACAGCAAGAGAGUCUUCAGCAUGUUUCUGGAAACCCUGGUUGAUUUCAUCAUCAUUCAUAAAGACGACUUGCAGGAUUGGCUUUUUGUUCUCCUGACCCAGUUGCUAAAGAAAAUGGGAGCAGAUUUGUUGGGGUCUGUGCAGGCAAAGGUUCAAAAAGCUCUGGAUGUCACCAGGGAUUCUUUUCCAUUUGAUCAGCAAUUUAACAUUUUGAUGAGGUUUAUUGUAGAUCAGACCCAGACACCAAACCUGAAGGUCAAAGUUGCUAUCCUGAAGUAUAUUGAGUCCUUGGCAAGACAGAUGGAUCCAACAGACUUUGUGAAUUCCAGUGAGACAAGACUUGCUGUAUCUAGAAUUAUAACUUGGACUACAGAACCAAAGAGCUCAGAUGUGAGAAAGGCAGCGCAAAUAGUCCUGAUUUCUCUCUUUGAAUUGAACACUCCUGAGUUUACCAUGUUACUUGGUGCCUUGCCAAAAACAUUCCAGGAUGGUGCUACCAAGCUCCUGCACAACCACCUCAAGAACUCCAGUAACACCAGUGUGGGUUCCCCCAGCAAUACCCUUGGUCGGACUCCUUCCCGGCACUCCAGCAGCAGAACCAGCCCCUUAACUUCACCUACCAACUGCUCCCAUGGUGGACUGUCUCCAAGUAUGCUGGAUUAUGACACGGAGAACCUAAACUCUGAUGAAAUCUACAGCUCUCUUCGUGGAGUCACAGAAGCGAUUGAGAAAUUUAGUUUCCGUAGUCAAGAGGACCUGAAUGAGCCAAUCAAACGUGAUGGAAAGAAGGACUGUGACAUUGUGUCUCGGGAUGGUGGCCUUGCUCUCCCUAGUGGCGAUGUCCGCGGAAGCGGUGACAUUGUGGAAGGCGGCAGGAUGGCUCUGGAUAACAAAACCUCCCUCCUGAACACGCAGCCUCCCCGUGCCUUUUCAGGGCCCCGUGCUCGGGAGUACAACCCCUAUCCUUACGCUGACACCAUUAACACUUAUGACAAGACUGCCCUGAAGGAAGCAGUGUUUGAUGAUGACAUGGAUCAGCUCCGGGAUGAAGUACCCAUUGACCAUUCGGAUUUGGUGGCUGAUCUUCUGAAAGAGCUCUCCAACCACAACGAGCGGGUGGAGGAGCGGAAAGGAGCUCUCCUGGAAUUACUAAAGAUCACAAGGGAGGAUAAUCUUGGAGUUUGGGAGGAGCAUUUCAAAACCAUUCUGCUCUUGCUGCUGGAAACGCUUGGAGACAAAGAUCAUUCAAUCAGAGCCCUGGCACUGCGUGUCCUGAGGGAGAUCCUGCGGAACCAGCCGGCGCGGUUCAAGAACUACGCGGAGUUGACUAUCAUGAAAACACUGGAAGCACAUAAGGAUUCCCACAAGGAGGUCGUCAGAGCUGCUGAAGAAGCUGCCUCCACCCUGGCGAGCUCCAUCCACCCCGAGCAGUGCAUCAAGGUGCUCUGCCCCAUCAUUCAGACUGCAGACUAUCCAAUUAACUUAGCUGCCAUCAAAAUGCAAACAAAAGUCAUCGAGAGGAUUUCCAAGGAAUCGUUGCAUCAGCUCCUACCCGAUAUCAUUCCUGGGUUGUUACAGGGUUAUGAUAACACGGAGAGCAGUGUCAGAAAAGCCAGUGUAUUUUGCCUAGUGGCUAUUUAUUCAGUAAUUGGAGAAGAACUGAAACCUCAUCUCGCACAACUCACAGGAAGCAAGAUGAAGCUACUAAACUUGUAUAUAAAGAGGGCACAGACCACCAACAGCAACAGCAGCUCCUCUUCAGAUGUUUCAACGCACAGUUAAUGGAGAUCUGUGGACAUAUGUGUAGACUUAGAAGCAAUCAACGGUGCCUCUCAGAGACCUUUCUGCUACUCUUCACUGGCGCGCUCCAUCAGCUUAAGGAGGCCAUGCAGAUAUUUAUUGCAAUCAGUAUUUUAGUCCCUUCAAAGCUUUUAUGUAGAAUCUUACUGGUAUUGAAUGUAAAGGAAGCAAGGUCUGUGUCGCAGUCUUCAUUAAAAGUGAACAUCAGAAAGCCAUACUUAAACAUAUUUGUAUAGCUUGCUGAAAUCUCAGAAAUAUGUUUAGGUUAGCAUUCUAACACUGAGUCCAAGAACCUGGGCACAUGUCAAACAAAUCUUGUUGGUUUAGUUCAUACCCAGUUUUGGUUCCUGUGUGUUAAUUACCUGCUCUCUCCCCUCACCCAUUCUGGCUGGGUCCUUCUCUUCUUUCAAGUCUUGUGUUCCUGUUCUGAACUCCCUGUUGCAGCUUGCCUGACUUGCAGGGCCCUCCAUGGGGAGAUCUUUGCAGGUGUGGCUGUGAUUCCAGCCUCAGAUGCUUUAAUACUGAGAGAUACCAAGUGAGUAAUGAAAGUAGGUUCUUUUUAAACAUCUGAGUUUUGUACAUAGUUCUGACAGACCCCAGAUGGGCUGAUCUCUCUCUGCUAUCCAGCCAGCUGUGCUGUGCAUAACAGCUGGGCUCUUGCUCUUUUCAUUGACUUUGUAAAUACUUCUUCCCUUUCGACCCAUUUGGUUCUUUCAUAUGUUCAAAAGACUCUCCAGGUUACCUGUUACUCCCCAAAGGGAAUCUGAGACCCAGUUCUGGGACUGAUUCUGCAAAUAGGAUAGUGGAGUUGGGUGGGUGGGAUUGGGUUAGGCUCUGAGUGUGUCAGUGGGUGGGCAGUGGGAGCUGGUAGAGCUGUACUUCAGUGCCAGCUGUUUUCCUUGAAAUCUGUAGCAUCAAAGGGCUGAUCUGCUGCUCUGACUGACCCACUGAUGCUGGAUGGCUUUGUCCCCACAGCUCAUUUGCACUUUGGGCAAAAUGUUCAUCCCAGAGGACAGAAAGGGUGUCUGAAUCUGAACAGAAACACCAUGUGGAAGCACCUCUGAGCCAGCUGGGACAGUGCUGCUUGCCUGCCACAGCCCCUCCUGUUCCUGAAGACCCUGCAGUGCUGUUAACUGCCCUUAGAAGCCUCCUUUGUGCCAUCUCCACACACAGGCUUGCUGAGUGCUCUGCAUUUCAGAAGAGUGGGGGUCCCUCACCGGGCACUGCUGGCAGCAGGGUGCUCUGGGUGAGGUGUUUGCAGCCUGAUGACACAGACCAGGUCAGAGGCAAACCAGCAGCAAUGAAAUACCCCACAGCACCACCCUUCCCUGAACAGAGACCCUUCUUCCUGCAAAGGGAGAGCUCCCCCUGGCUCUGCCUGUAAGCAGGAAGGCAGGAGGUUGCUAAUUAACAUGCUGGGUUUGGCCCUGGGCUGGAUCCUGGCUGAUGGGCAUGCCCACCCCAAACCUGCCAUGGAUCCCAGCUGGGGUUUUGCCUCCAGUGCCGGUGAUGCAAGAGGGUGAUGGACUUGCAGCUUGUGGCUGCAGCUGUGGUGAUGGAUGUGUGUUCCCUGGCUGCUCUCAGUGCCCUGGAGUCUCUCCAGCUUCCUCCAUCUCCCCUUUAGGGAGCUGAAGGGACACCUUGGGAGCACACUGAGAACAUGAGACUCCAUUACUGCAGCAGGGGAGGGUAAAGCCCCUUCCAUCAAUUAUCCCUCUGUGUUUCAACCCCAUCCCUGAGGAGUUAAGCUGGGAGCUGACACUUGGUGCCAGCUUUUCUCUUAGUUCUCAGGUGGGACUGGGGCUGGUGGGGGACUAUGUGUCACUGGGCUGCAAAGCUUCUUGGUCCCUUUCCCUGCUCACCCGAGAGCAGGGGAGGUGACCUGCUCCAGCUACACACUGUGAGGCUUUUGCUGGCUGCAGGGCGAAUUCCCUCAUCUUUCCCAACCAGUAAUACUAUGGCAGGAGAAGCCAUGUGCUUUCCUGGGGUGGGGGAUUCCCCCAGGGUCUUUCUGCAGGCUCAGAAAAGCCAUCCUCACUAAAGAGGAGGGAUUGGCUGCUCCAUGGUUCGUGUCUGCCUUUCCGUGGACCAUUUCUUUUCCACAUCUUUCUGUGUGCUUCUUAGAAUGCUCUUUUUUAAUUUUUUGAAUGCUUCAAAUUUGAUUUUAACACAAAUUUAUUUUUCCUUUUGAGGAAAUACUCAGUUGACUUGUUGGCAGCAGUUAAGCUGUCUUGUUUGAGUUUUUAGUAGUGGGCUAGGUUUUUGGGGGGGGUGUUGGUUUUUUGUUUUGUUUUGUUGUUUUUUUUUUAAAUUGUGCUUUUAACUACUUAGUAUUUAUGCCUCUCUUUCUCCCUAUCUCAGCUCAGCAUCUUCUGUUCCAGUUCUGGGGUUCAGAAGGUCAGCACAGCUGACCAGGUGGUGUUAGUCCCUCCCAGCUGUGAUGGAGCUUGGUCUAUCAUCAUUUGCUGUUGGUUGAUUUUGAUUUUUUUCCUUUCCAUUGAAUGGCACACUGUAGCAAAUCUCCAGGAAUUGAAUUCCUUCUGAAAUGAUUUUAUAUGCUUUAUAAAACCCUGUUGGUAUGCACUGAGAGUGAACGCACUGUACGUCCCUGACCCCGCAGUCGGGGUCUGAGCUCGUCCUUGUGAAGGCGCCUGCGGCCAGCCUGAGCUUCCCUGGGGCUGCAGGGGAAUCAGGCCUUACUUCCUCAAUCAGAUUCAGUUCUCUUUGUCAGCAGAUGCUCAUUAAUGUGCUACUUGAUUUCACGGCGUGAGUGGAGGACUGUCCAUCCGUGCAGUACUCUAGGGUGUGUUCUGUCCACAGUAGGAGCAUCCUGCUGGGGUAUUUAUGAAUCAUCGCCGACAAUGUACAUAGUGGGGUUCUUUAGUAUGUUGAACAUGAUCCAGUUUUUAUUUUGUGUUUCCUUUGAAGUACUCAAAGGGCUAGCUCUCAAUGUCACCUCUCUGAUCUCCAGUUUUGACUUCAACAAGCUGUACAAUCAUCUUGUUUUCUCUUCAGCAAGCAUAAAGGUCUCUCUGGCUACAAAUCACAGUGUCCACGCACGCUUGCAGAGGAAGGUCUGCAUGCUGCAGUGCCUCACUGCUCUGGUGAAGCUUGUGUUCACCUUCUCCUGGCAGUAGCCACCUACUGCAGCUGCCUUUUUUUUUCUUGCUGCCCAUUAUGCAGGGCUUCAAUUUUUCGUACCUUUAAAAAAAAGGAAAAAAAAAAAAGAAAAAAAGUGUAUUUUCUUUGCCCACCAUGCUUUAAAAAUCUGAAUGGGAGAAAACUCUCAGCAGACAGCAGCUCUUGGCUGCAAGGUUGCUGAAAUCUCAGAUGUGGAUGUUUUUUCUGCCAUUGGCUGCACCAGUGCUCCGUGGGCAUGGGCAAAUCCCGGCUCCAUCUGCCCCACAGGUCUACGUACUGUAGUUCUCAUGUAGUUCAGAAAUACCGAGGCAUGUGGCUUUCUUAAGGUACACUAUGUGUGCUUGCCUGGAUUACAAUACAAUACAAGACUGUCUUUUUAAUUGCUUAUUACUAGCUUACCAAUAACCUGUAUAAGUAAUGUAACUUGCAUCUUUGUCAUCAGAACCUUUUCUCCCCACCCCUUUAUUUAUCAAGCAUAAUAUUACAUAUUAAGGGACAGAAAAAUAGACCUUUGUAGUACACAGCAGGACGUUGCUAACAAUGUUUUAAAUGGGAAGUAAAAAACGCUCUGAAAAAUGCCAGCCAUGAGAAAUGGCUUUGUUGGCACCGUGUUCAUGCGCAUGUAUUUUUUUCUAUUUUUUCCGCUUUUGUCAUGUUACAUCCAUAUCUGUAUUUAUAUCUUAUUUGUUUCACUUUUGAGUGUAUCAUGGCAAUUGUACAGAUGUUUUUUGUUAACAUUUACGUGAUAGAAUUUGCUAAAAAAAAAAAUUAAAAUAAAACCUUUUGAGUUUGCCCUAGA